CCGCGCCCUGCUCCGCCCGGUGAGGAUUUCACGGUCGCCACCGCCGCCGCCGCCCUCGUUUGUUGCGUUACGUCGCCCUGCCCGGAGCUAAGAACGCCAGACGUGGCUGUCCAGGAGCCCUCUAUGGCCUUCAUCCCACCCAACCCCGCUUUUUGCUUUUUCCCCCCGCUUUCUCAUUUUUCCUCGUUAACAGCACACAGGCGGGGCGCUUGGCAAAACUCAGACUAAAAACAGAGCAAGAGAGAGAAAAAGAACAUAUUCGAUGCACCUGCCUGGUUCCUCCCGAGUUUGCGAAGGGUCGUAACCAUGUCUGAGUCGGGGGACAUAAGUGAAUUUGGCUACAUCAUGGAAUUGCUAGCCAGAGGCAAGGUUACCAUUAAGAAUAUUGAAAGAGAGCUCAUUUGCCCGGCAUGCAAGGAGCUGUUUACCCACCCGUUGAUUCUCCCUUGUCAACAUAGUAUCUGUCAUAAAUGUGUAAAAGAACUCUUACUGAUGCUUGAUGAUUCAUUCAAUGACGUGGGAUCAGACAACUCCAAUCAGAGCAGUCCUCGACUUCGGCUUCCCUCCCCUAGCAUGGAUAAAAUUGACAGAAUUAGCAGACCAGGCUGGAAGCGCAAUUCAUUGACCCCUAGGACAACUACUUUUCCGUGUCCUGGCUGUGAGCAUGAUGUGGAUCUUGGAGAACGGGGAAUCAACGGUCUGUUUCGAAAUUUCACUUUGGAAACUAUUGUUGAAAGAUAUCGUCAGGCAGCCAGGGCAGCCACAGCCAUUAUGUGUGACCUUUGUAAACCACCACCUCAAGAAUCCACAAAAAGUUGCAUGGACUGUAGUGCAAGCUACUGCAAUGAAUGCUUCAAAAUUUAUCAUCCUUGGGGUACUGUAAAAGCACAGCAUGAGUAUGUGGGCCCAACUACGAAUUUUAGACCCAAGAUUUUAAUGUGCCCAGAACAUGAAACGGAGAGAAUAAACAUGUACUGUGAAUUAUGUAAGAGGCCAGUUUGUCAUCUCUGUAAGUUGGGUGGUAAUCAUUCCAACCACCGUGUAACCACUAUGAGCAGUGCCUACAAAACCUUAAAGGAAAAGCUUUCAAAAGAUAUUGAUUACCUUAUUGGCAAGGAGAGCCAGGUGAAGAGUCAGAUUUCUGAACUGAACUUGUUAAUGAAAGAAACGGAGUGUAAUGGAGAGCGGGCUAAAGAAGACGCAAUUACACAUUUUGAAAAGCUCUUUGAAAUCCUAGAAGAAAGGAAAUCAUCUGUUUUGAAGGCAAUUGAUGCUUCUAAGAAACUAAGAUUAGACAAAUUUCAGACUCAAAUGGAAGAGUAUCAGGGGCUGCUAGAGAACAACGGACUCGUGGGAUACGCUCAAGAAGUGCUGAAGGAGACAGAUCAGUCUUGCUUUGUUCAGACCGCAAAACAGCUCCACCUCAGAAUACAGAAAGCUACAGAAUCUUUGAAGAGCUUUAGACCUGCGGCUCAGACUUCUUUUGAAGACUAUGUUGUUAAUACAUCUAAACAAACAGAACUUCUUGGAGAAUUGUCCUUUUUCUCUAGUGGCAUAGAUGUGCCAGAGAUCAAUGAGGAACAGAGCAAAGUUUAUAACAAUGCUUUGAUAAAUUGGCACCAUCCAGAAAAGGAUAAAGCUGAUAGCUAUGUCCUCGAAUACCGGAAGAUUAAUAGAGAUGAAGAAAUGUUGUCUUGGAAUGAGAUAGAAGUGUGUGGCACAAGUAAAGUCAUUUCCGAUCUUGAAAGUAAUUGUAACUAUGCUUUCAGAGUAAGAGCCUACAAGGGUUCAAUCUGCAGUCCUUGCAGCAGGGAAUUGAUUCUUCAUACUCCUCCAGCUCCAGUUUUCAGUUUCCUUUUUGAUGAAAAAUGCGGCUACAAUAAUGAACACCUCUUGCUGAACUUGAAGAGAGACCAUGUAGAGAGCAGAGCUGGAUUUAAUCUUCUGCUUGCUGCAGAGCGGAUCCAAGUGGGUUACUACACAAGCUUAGACUACAUCAUUGGAGAUGUUGGAAUUACAAAAGGGAAGCACUUUUGGGCCUUCCGUGUAGAACCAUAUUCAUACCUGGUAAAAGUGGGAGUUGCUUCCAGUGAUAAACUACAAGAAUGGCUCCGGACUCCCCGGGAUACAGUUAGUCCAAGAUACGAGCAAGACAGUGGGCAUGACAGCGGAAGUGAGGAUACCUGUUUUGAUUCUUCACAACCCUUUACGUUAGUUACUAUAGGCAUGAAGAAAUUUUUUAUUCCCAAGUCACCUACUUCUUCUAAUGAACCUGAAAAUCGAGUUCUCCCCAUGCCAACAAGUAUAGGGGUUUUCCUCGACUAUGAUAAAGGCAAAGUGGGUUUCUAUGAUAUGGAUCACAUGAAAUGCCUUUAUGAGCGCCAAGUGGACUGUUCGCAUACUAUGUACCCAGCAUUUGCAUUAAUGGGCAGUGGAGGAAUUCAGCUUGAAGAACCCAUCACAGCAAAAUAUCUAGAAUACCAAGAGACCAUGUAGUUUAAGCAUCUGAUGUGACUUAGGAUAAAAAAUGUGAGCAAAAUAAUGCCUUGGUGUUAACCUUUGUAACUCAUUACAUAUCAUCUAAGUAUCCUGUCGCCACACUUGUUUUUUGUGUAUGUUUCUUCUUAAAACCGAAAGCCUAAACAGCCUUCCUGCCUUUCACAAACUCCGGGAAAAAGGUACUUUUUCAUAGUUAACACUGAAAUGGUUAACUGGAUUAUCUUUUUAUGCACGGAAAAUCUAAUUUAUUUAUGUCAGCUUGUGUUGCUGAUACUUACAUUCCUGUUUCGGGGUUGGGGGAAGGGAUACAAAAGUAUUUAUUGUGCUUCUUUUGUGUUUGGUUUUUCAUUUUUAUAUCAUGUUUAUGUCUUAAGAGAAGAUAUUUUUUAAAUGCCUUCUGGAUAGAAAUUAGUACUAAGCCUUGUGUUGUGCAUUCAUUUUUAAUGGGAAAACAAAGGUAUAGAUAGGUUAAAAAAGGCCAUAGAAACGGUAGUAUAUUUAAAUGAAAAAUUAUGUAUUUAAUAUUCAGAAUAUAUUGCCUGGAAAAUGAAUACUACUGUUUUUUUUUUUGAAGACCACAAACUGUAUUCUUAAGGACAUUUUUUAAGAGUUCUCUUAGCUGUAAUGCCCAUACUUGCAUGUGUAGGAAACAUGGUUUCUUGCAGGAAACACAAAAUUCUUGGCUAAUAUACGAAGCUUUUCACUUCAUAUGAUUUUUUGGGAAAUUUUUUUCUUCAAUUUUUUUUUAGUUCCUCUAUGAAAAUAUUUGAGCUUGUAUCAAAUAAUUAUUUUUCAUAAAUAUUAGUGAAGAUACACUGAUAA
Lagenorhynchus albirostris (white-beaked dolphin) is the source of this 3321-nucleotide messenger RNA. RefSeq names its product tripartite motif containing 36 (gene TRIM36). The transcript is spliced from 10 exons. The coding region runs from base 307 to 2496 and encodes 729 amino acids. NCBI's taxonomy places the organism in Eukaryota, Metazoa, Chordata, Mammalia, Artiodactyla, Delphinidae. The record is from RefSeq and is a predicted model, not a curated record. Gene Ontology annotation, molecular function: zinc ion binding; protein binding.